Messenger RNA from Ornithodoros turicata, 3568 nucleotides. Its product is annotated as cytochrome P450 3A24-like. Bases 1434 to 2993 code for a protein of 519 amino acids. Gene Ontology annotation, molecular function: heme binding; iron ion binding; oxidoreductase activity, acting on paired donors, with incorporation or reduction of molecular oxygen. NCBI's taxonomy places the organism in Eukaryota, Metazoa, Arthropoda, Arachnida, Ixodida, Argasidae. The record is from RefSeq and is a predicted model, not a curated record. The transcript has 15 exons.
UUAAUAGGAAAAUGCUUUCUUUUUUAUUUUAUUUUUUUCAGUUACAGUAAUUGGAGAUAUAUUAUGGCCGCACGAGUGGCCUCCUGGAGCGUUGCCCUGCCAAUUUUUCACUAAUAUGACCUAACGAAAUAUUGAAGUUCGGUCCCUGUGACAACACAUGUUCCCUUUGGUGCUCGAUGCCGUGGCCGUUUUAUAAAAACGAUCGAGGGAAAACAACGAAUUUGGACGUCAUUUUUGUCGCUCCCCUAGACAAAACAAAACAAAUAGUUCACUGUAAUCUUUGGCGCACUGGCAAACGCGUACGAAAUGCUGUCUCUAAGCUCUAAGCAUGCAUGUAUCUCCUUGGCGUUCUGUCACAGCGUGUUAAUCAAAACGGGGGGUUAAUAUGGGACACUUUUUCUCUAAACACUAACAACGCCUGUUUUAUGUUCUCCUGAAAUAAGAGACUUAUUUUUAUACGCAGUUGACACGGAUAACGCCCACCAAUUAAAUAAGCUUCGCUUCAGAGUAGCGACACUGAGGUCCAAGGCAGAGCAUGAGCGCCACCUUUGUCCCUCGUCCGAACAAAUGUUUGACAAACCGUCCUGGCAAAGAGCACGAAAAACUGCCUUGGUGUCCACAAAUCAACGCCAACUGCCCCUGUCAUGGCUGAAGCCAAGGAGCCUUCACUCGAUUCAACUUAACUCGAUUCAACUCUCCUCCGAAGGCUGGUCAGGGAUGGUUCGCUCGACUAAUGCUUUUGCCGUUUGCUCUUUUCCGCGGAAGCGCGGUAUCGAAACCAGCUGAACGUGUGGUUGUCGAAAAGCGUCGACCUCCACUACGGGUUAUCAAUACACAACUGGACACCGAAAUGGCAACACUCUUCCAAUGCGGACUAUGCGACAUGGUUUUUGAGGAACAUGCGAACGCUCAGACAUGUGAGGCCGGAUAUAUUUCCCAGGACAAAGUGAGUAUCGCUGCUGGUGCGCUUUUCUAUUUUGUCUUCAUGUACGUUGCUUUUCCAUUAUCUAUUUAGCAUAUGUUCACUAACAGCUGCCCUGCAAUGUUUAUUUGUUUCACUGCCUCGUAGCCACGUGGUCCUUGUACAGGCACAGCUUUAUGUGAAACGUUCAAAACUAUAUUAGUAGCAAGGGCUAUUACUGUCUAGCAUUAUUAAUAUUAUUACUUUUGUGUGCGUGUCUCGGAAAUGGGAUUUUAAAUAAAUUUUUCUUUUCUUCCUUUACCUUUACAGUUGCAAGAUGGUUUGUCGGUACGUUCGUGUGAACAGGUUUCAGCCGUUCAGCUCACAUUCGACUCCGACGCCGCGGACAUUUCCGUGACUCAAACCACGCCGGCACAGUCACCUCAGUUGGCAGCCUCAGGAGCUUAUUCUCCCAAAUUGCCAGACUUCUGCGACGGAGGAAGGGCACCAGCAGAGUGGACUGAGCCUGACAAUGUGCGAGGAAAUCCCCAAAAAGGGGCCAGUUCCGCAAGUGUUUUGGUCUACGUAUGCUGCGAGAUACCGGAACUACUGGAAGAACCAAAAUGUCACAGAGGAGCCGUUCGCUCUUAUUCUCGGGCCAUUGCUUAAUCUACUCUACAAGCCGUUUUUUGAACUUGACCAAGAACGUUAUCAGAAAUAUGGGAAAGUAUUCGGUGUCUACGAAGGUGGAAAGCCAACACUGUUGGUGGCCGACCCUGAGAUCAUUAAGAAGGUUCUGGUAAAGGACUUCGGCGCGUUUCCAAACAGACGGCGCAUGACAUUCCAUGACCCUUUAUUGGACAACAUGAUGAGCAUUGCUCCAGUGGAACAAUGGCGCAAAAUUCGUCCAGCAGUGAGCCCUGCCUUCUCUACUGGAAAGCUGAAGAGGAUGACUGACCUCAUUGAGAAUUGUGCAAGAAUCACGAGGGAUCAUUUACAAAAAGCAGCGGAGAAGAACAGUAGUAUUGACUUAAAGCAAUUUUUUGGACAUUUCUCGUUAGACACUAUUGCCAGGUGUGCAUUUGGGACGAAUCUGGAUUCUUAUUCUGACCAGACAAAUGAGUUUGUGUCCAAGGCGAGACAAGCCUUUGGACAAGACCUGAACUUCAAGCUCAUAUUGUUCUUUAUGUUUCCUGGGCUAUUCAAAGUUCUGAAAAUUCGACCAUUCAACUCUGGUGUGUUCCAGUACUUCAAAUCACUUUCAGUGAAUAUUAUAAAACAGAGGCAGGAAAAAGACAAUCGCAAUGAAGAUUUCCUGCAACUGAUGAUGGACGCUCAAGAAGGGAAUCUCGCAGCCUCAGCAGAAAGCACAAAAAGCCGUGACGACGAGCUUUACAACUUGGGUGACGAUGAGAAGACCGUGCAGUUUUCUUCGGACAAAACGCUCACAGAGGACGAAGCUAUGGCGCAAUGCGUGCUGUUCUUCCUCGGUGGCCUGGACACGACAUCGUCGGUCAUUUCAUUUACUCUUUACCUACUGGCUUUGCACCCAGAAAUACAAGACAAACUGAGGGAUGAGGUGAACGAGUGCUUUGCCAAACAUAACAACCGACCGCCCUUCGAUGUGAUAUUGAAACAGAAGUACCUGAAUGCAGUGAUUUCUGAAUCGAUGAGGGUGUUCCCCCCUGGUGUCAGGAUUGAGCGUUCUACAACAGAACAGUACAGGAUUGAUGGCACAAGCAUCGUCGUUCCUGAGGGAUGCGUCGUCGCUAUUCCAGUCUAUGCCAUGCACCACGACGCCCAGUAUUUCCCUGACCCGGAGAAGUUCGAUCCUGAAAGAUUCAGCGACGAGAACAUAUCAUCGAUCCGCCCUUACACAUAUCUACCAUUCGGUGCGGGGCCGAGGAAUUGCGUUGGUAUGAGGUUCGCCCUGUACGCUGUCAAACUAUGUCUUAUGAACGCCAUCCACUGCGCCAGAUUUGUCCGCACGCCAGAAACUCAGGUUCCAUUGAGCUUCUACAAGGGUUUUGGAUUUCUGAACGCAAGAGACAUAACGGUUGGGGUUCAACCACACCAUUUGCGAGCCAAUUAAGAUGAUCGUGGGCCUUCAUGUAACACAUUUGCUUGCGUUCAUUUUGGCUCCAGCGUCUCCAAGGCGGUAAAUAGCAGGACCUACACGACCACCUAUAGGAGCGCCCACAUUAACGACACGAUGGCACCUGUCACUACCCUUAAGGGUCCCUGACGUUCUUGUACCAACUAGGAACUUUGUUGAUCCAAUAACCAUAAUGGUUGUGACUAAAGAUGUCUUUGUUAUGGUAUAACAUUAAACUAAACGUGUACUGGAAAUGAUAUUAUAAACCGAGCACAUCCAGCUUCACUAGAUAAAGUAUUGUAAAACACUUAUUGCACUAUGCAUUUUUUUAAUGUGUUUCUUUCUUUAUUUAUUUUUAUUUUUUGUUAUUUACCCAUGGUACAAAUGAAAUUGGAUGUGGUGAAAGUGCUGAUUAUUUUGCACGUGACUUGGGAAAGAGCAUCUGAGUUGCACAACAGCAAGCGCCUUGAAUCGCCAUAAAUUUAUACACUAUCUGCGUGGUCCUCGAAUAGAUCUGGUGUACCGUGAAAUAAAUAAAAUAUUGUGUGUCUUACAAAAACUGUUCCGCAGAU